This is a messenger RNA of Diutina rugosa, 504 nucleotides long. RefSeq lists its product as uncharacterized. Gene Ontology annotation, cellular component: plasma membrane; cellular bud neck. Lineage: Eukaryota; Fungi; Ascomycota; Pichiomycetes; Serinales; Debaryomycetaceae. Bases 1 to 504 code for a protein of 167 amino acids. The record is from RefSeq and is a predicted model, not a curated record. The transcript has a single exon.
AUGUCUCCGAUCCCUAACGAAGUGAUCAACGCCCUCUAUCUUGUGGGACGCAACAUCAUUGAUGAUGCCACCGGCGGCAAGAGCGACGUCAGCGGCCUGUGGCGGCUGUGGGACUCGUGUAUGAACGACACCGCGUGCAAGGUGGUGGCGAUUGUGUUGAUUGUUAUUGGGAGUAUCAUUGUCAUCUGGGUGUUGGGCACCAUUUUCCGUUGUUUCUACUACGGGUUGGCCUGUGGUGACGCGUGCUGCGCGUGCUGCUGCUGCUGUGGUCUGAAUAAGCGCUCCCAAGACAACUACCCCCCGCAAUACUACGAGAAGCCGGCAACGCUGGUGUACGCCAACCCCAACAUGUACCCGGCGCAACAGCCGCCGAUGUACCCGCCCCAAUACCAACAGGAGCGCCACAACAACCCAGGUGCUGGCUACAACUACUUCAACCAGAGCCAAGGGUACGAGCCGAUGUACCCCAACGACGAGAACACCAAGUACCGCCAAGCGUUCUAA